ACUUGUGCGCAUGCGUGGAAGACAAGGGGGAAAAGGAGGCAUUCGAUUUGCACUUCUGCUUCUACCUUUUUUAAAAGAGCGUCUGCUGUUCAGCAAGACUAACGAUCACUUUGCCCGCAGUUUGUUCGAAGGCAAUGAAUCGAACGUACGUCUUGUAGAAUAACUAGUGUGGAUAGUUAAGUGGUUGGCUAGUUCAAUGCAGCUAACAGGUAAGUAAUAAAAUAGUCUCCUGGGUUUGGCAUGGCCGAGGGAAGCGGUAAUGUUAACGUCAAUCCGGCCAACCUCCCACCGGGAGACCCGCAGCUCAUCGGGAUGAUUGUGGAGCAUCUGAAAAACCGGGGUCUUUUUGAUGAGUUCCGUCGGGACUGUUUAGCCGACGUCGAUACAAAGCCGGCCUAUCAGAACCUGCGACAGAAAGUGGACAACUUCGUCACAUCGCACCUGAGCACGCAGAACUGGAACCCGUCCAUCAACAAGAACCAGAUGAGGAACGGACUGAGGCAAAGCGUUGUCCAAUCGGGCAUGCUGGAGUCUGGUGUGGACAGGAUCAUAACUCAGGUCGUGGACCCCAAGAUGAACCACACUUUCCGACCGCACAUAGAAACAGCCAUCCACGACUUUCUGUCAGGGGACAGGAAGGAGGAAAGCACCUCAAGUUUGAACUCUGCUCCAUCUGAACAGACAGAACCACAAGAGGCUCCGUCUGCCUCUGGCCCCAAAACCCCCUGAGUCUCUCUCUCUCUCGAUACAGGCACACAUGCUGGUCUCUAGUGGUCUGCACAUUCUGUAUGGCUGCAUUAACCUUUGGAAAGGUGCAGCAUCGGACGGGUGGACGAUGAAGAGGAGGAAAGAGGAGGCUGUUUUGUGCCUCCAAUUCAAUGGAUUAGUCAGGAGUGUGUCAUUGCUCCUGCGUGAGGCUGCUUCGGGAGAAGGGCUACAACGCUGAGUGGUGCGCUGUCGUCGUUUGAGUGUGGAUUGUUAAUUUUUUUUCGGUACUGGCUUUUUUUGUUUGUUUGGGGUUUUUUCCAAUGUGCAUUACUUUUUCUUUUUUUUUUUUUAGCAAUUCUAUAUUUUUUAAAUACAGAGCCAAUUGUUCACUCACUCUGUUUAUGCCUAUGAUAUAGACAUUUUCCAGUAAUUAUGUUUCCUGUUACUUUUUUUUUUUUUUUUUUUUUAUGCUUGCACACUGUCUGCACUCAUUUUUGAUAGACUGAGAGGGGAAAAAACAAAAUUACUGAAGAACAAUGCAAUGAAUGAAUUUGUUUCAUGUUUACAGGCCAUAAUUUUUCAUUUCAUCAUGUCAGAUUUUUCUUUGGUGUGUGUUGUUAAUAUGAAGUUUGUCCAUCUCAUGUGCUUACAUUAAAAACAACUGCGACCAUGUCCCUCUUUGUCUUUCUCUACCUCCUCUUAGUUGCUAAGCUUUCAUCAGUGGAUACACCAUAUUUUUAUCAGUUUGUCUUUAAAGGAGAUGGCAAUACAGUUAACAGAGAGGAAAUGACAGUAACGCUUUUUAAUGAUGGAAACCUCUGCAGCAAUUUCUGUGUAAAGAAAGCUGGUGUAUGGUGUUUAUUAGUUUCCUUUGUUAAGUCUAACAUAAAAGAAGCUGUCUGACGCAGCAUUUCGCUCAAUAUGAUCAUUACCCGAUGCUGCUGAAGUGAAGCAGAGCAAAGUCAAAGAUGUUUUAUUACAGACACAGGUAAGCGUUUUGCAAUUUGGCAUAUUUUAAAAAGUUUAAAUUUCUCCAGUGUUGAACAGUAAAAAUGAUGCUUUCGUGUCCGAGGUCAUUUUAAAAAAAACAGCGGGACAGCACUGCACGCCACGAUAGACUGAUGCAUAAUAAGCAAGCGAAUAAUACAGAAAACAGAUUUGAGAUGGGAAACUGUUCUUGAAGAGAGAGAGAGAGAGCGAUGCAGGAUGUGCGAUCGUGGUGGAAGCAAAUCAGCAAAAAUAAAAGGGAAUUAAUGACGAUGUUUAUCAAACCUGAAGCCUAGUUUUGAUCUUCUUUUGCUGUUUGUUCAGUGAAUUUUGGUUGGAGAGUGACAAAACCUGCAGCUUCAGAAUCUGUGUGCUGUAGGCUUUCAGCACUGAAGGUCUGUGUAUGUUCAGGCGUUUCUGGAAAAGUAGAUUUGUAUUUAAAAAUUGAUUCAGGAUUCAAUGAAUCGAUAUGGCGUUAUUCAAGCUAAAAUUGAUUUAAAUGGGAAAAUCGAUUAUUUAAACACACCCCUAAUAUGAACGGGUCCAUCUUCCAUGUACCUAAACGGUCCCGAACUUUCCAAUUCAUUCUCUAUGGGAGUCCUAAACCACUACGAAUGUAAUAUAUUCUUUGUCCACUAUAGUCUUCUGGCGCUGUUGCAAAUUUAUACAGUCAUGUUUGGUGGUGAAUAUCCCCGCCUGUCACGCGGGAAACUGGGGUUCGAUUCCCUGACGGGGAGGCAAUACGUUUUCAUUCAUAAUGUUGAAAGUCAGACUGUGACAUCCUUGGGAAGGUCCUUAACCAGUGGCGGAGCGGGGGGUGGCUUACUGGGCUUAAGCCCGGGUUGUUUUUUCAGAAGCCCGGGGUCUUUUGGAGUGUAUUUUUUUCAUAGUUAGAUGCCUGGCUGACAA
Haplochromis burtoni (Burton's mouthbrooder) is the source of this 2604-nucleotide messenger RNA. It is a transcript of the gene bod1, whose product is annotated as biorientation of chromosomes in cell division 1. Bases 241 to 729 code for a protein of 162 amino acids. The transcript has 4 exons. NCBI's taxonomy places the organism in Eukaryota, Metazoa, Chordata, Actinopteri, Cichliformes, Cichlidae. The record is from RefSeq and is a predicted model, not a curated record.